GAUGAUAUAUUUUUUGAUAACCGAGAAAUUCCAGAGGGAAAGUGGUGCAAGGAUGAUAUAUUUUUUGAUAACCGAGAAAUUCCAGAGGGAAAGUGGUGCAAGGGAAUAUAUGAAACAAAGGUUCCAUUGGAGUUCAGUGCUAUUCUCCAGCUGGGUUGUGUUUGUAAAGUUGAUAAAGCAGCUAAAAAAAGGAAUCCACAAGAUGGUUGGAGUUUGAGCGAGCUGCAUAUGAAGACAACCACUGAGUGCCCAUAUUUGGAUCAGUCAAUUACUUUCUUCUACUUAUAUCACAGCUUGUUCGAUGGACGAGCCAUUUAUGUGGGAUAUUUUCCUUCGUCCAAGAUGAUACAUGUUGUGGUUGUUAAUCCAUUUCAAAACAAAGAAUUAUCACCACACAUUCUUGAAAAACAUUAUUAUGAAGCUUGCCAAACAUUGUCUGGUCAGCCUAUCACACAAAAGGAAGGUAUUAGUUUUAAGGUGGAUUAUAUCAGGCACAUCAAGGAAGCGGAGAGGAUUCUACAGAGAAUAAUAAAUGAGCAUAGGCAUCAUGGGCCUGCAGUUGCCAUGAUUGAGUGCCCGAAUGCCCAUUCGCUGAAGUCUGGUAUACGAGCUUUGGAUGAUUUUCCUUGCAUCAGUAUCCCUUGUAAUGCGCGGGAUAGCCAAUAUCAGGCACUAGGCUGGCAAAAUGUUGCAGCAAAGAUUGGAAUGCAGCGAUGUGUUACAUCCUCCCAGUGGUUAAAUGAAAGGAUCACUCUCUCAAGAUAUGCCCAUGUUCCCAUAGGGAAUUUUGAUGUUGAUUGGCUCAUGCAUACAGCAGAUAUCUUCUUUUCUAGAGCACUGCGUGAUCAGCAACAGGUCUUGUGGAUAUCUGAUAAUGGCAUCCCUGACUUGGGAGGCGUAAAUGAUGAAGUAUCAUCUUUUAUGGAUGAGGUCAAUCAACCGGUUCUUACUUACCCGGGUGCAUAUAGAAAAGUUACUGUUGAGCUGAAGAUUCAUCAUCUGGCCGUUGAUGCUCUUCUGAAAAGCAACCAAGUAAACGAAAUGGAAGGAGGCACUUUGUUUGGAUUGGACCAGGACUUGAACUCUACCACGAAUUUUACUAAUGAUAAUUACUGCUUUGACGCAACGACCUCCUGUGCACCUGCAUUUCGUGUACUCAAACAGUUGAUCCAGAGGUGCCUUACGGAUGCAGUAACAUCAGGAAACAUAUUUGCUGAUGCAAUGCUGCAACAUUUGUAUCGAUGGCUCUGCAGCCCCCGGUCUAGACUGCAUGACCCAGCUCUCCACAGUAUGCUUCACAAGGUUAUGCAAAAGAUGUUUGCAUUGCUUGUGGCUGAACUCCGAAAAUUGGGUGCUGCUAUUGUGUUUGCCAGCUUCUCAAAAAUUAUAAUUGACACUGGAAAGUCAGAUGUAUCUGCAGCCAAAGCCUACUGUGAUAGUGUUAUUAAAACAGUACAAAAUAGAGAAUUGUUUGAGUGGAUUGAACUUGAGCCCUUGCAGUUUUGGCACUCAUUGCUUUUCAUGGAUCAGUACAAUUAUGGGGGAAUACAAGCUAGACUUAGUGAUGGGCCUUUAGAAGUUAAUUCAGAACCAGGUGAAGAAAGCGUGUGCGGUGAAUCACAAGUCGACAUUGUGUCAAGCUGGAACAUUGCAGAAAAUUUACCUAAGGCAACUCAGGAUCACUUCAUUUUGAUUGUUUCGGAAUUUAUGUAUAUUCCAUGGAAAUUCGCACAAGAACAAGCUACACAUCGAGCAUCUAGUAGCAAUGGUGAUUUAUGUACACCAUCAAUCACUGCUGCACUUGCUGAAACAUUUGAUUUGCAAAUGGCGGAAGAUCUAAAGAAGAAGAUCCGAACUUACUUCACUGACAAACUUCUGAAAAUUGUUUGUGACCCUAAUUUACAAAUGAAAGUGAUGAACAACUCCCAGAAGACUCAGGAGACAUCAGAUGCAAACUCACAAUCUUAUAGCCAUGUCCAGAAGGGGGAUCCAGCUUUAGAGUUCAUUAAGCAUGUCUGUGCAGUUUUGGCCCUUGACCAGAAUGUGCAGCAUGAAGUUCUGAUCAUGAGGAGAAAUCUAUUAAAACUUGUUCGUGUUAGGGAAUUCGCUCCAGAAGCAGAAUUUCACGGUCUCUCUAUGUCGUAUACCCUUCCAAAUGUCAUUUGCAGUUACUGCAACGACUGCAGAGACCUUGACCUGUGUCGAGACAGAGCUUUGAUUUAUCAGGAGUGGCGUUGUGCUGUGCCCCAAUGUGGGCAACCUUAUGAUCGUGAAGCAACGGAAAAUGCUCUUAUUCAAAUUGUGCGGCAGAGAGAGAGGCUAUACCAUCUUCAAGAUCUGGUAUGCCUAAAAUGCCACCAGAUUAAAGCUGCACAUUUAGCAGACCACUGUACUUGUGCCGGGUCAUUUAGCUGCAAGGAAGGUGUC
This is a messenger RNA of Nicotiana tabacum (common tobacco), 2427 nucleotides long. The record is from RefSeq and is a predicted model, not a curated record. NCBI's taxonomy places the organism in Eukaryota, Viridiplantae, Streptophyta, Magnoliopsida, Solanales, Solanaceae.